Molecule: messenger RNA, 1664 nt
Organism: Phragmites australis (common reed)
Lineage: Eukaryota; Viridiplantae; Streptophyta; Magnoliopsida; Poales; Poaceae
Product: probable transcription factor RL9
Exons: 6
Coding region: 400-1485 (361 amino acids)
Biological process (GO): abaxial cell fate specification; regulation of DNA-templated transcription
Cellular component (GO): nucleus
Molecular function (GO): transcription cis-regulatory region binding
Source: RefSeq, a predicted model, not a curated record
UAAUCACCACAUCUUUUUUUCGCCUUGCCCCUCAUCCCUACACCACCCCAGGAUCCAAGCCUCUCCUUUUUCCCCCUCUCACUCCUUUUCACUUGCCACUUUGUUCAAAUCCACCAUCCCCACACCUCUUUCUUUCUCUUUCUCGGUGACUGCUGCACUGUCCCGACUUUGCCGUCUCUCUCCUCAUCUCCUUUCCUCUCUUUCUUUCCUCUUCUUUGAUGGCCGGACCACCGCUGAUUUUAUAUAACUCCUUCCCCUCCAUGGCCUUCUCUUAAUUCAAGAAGCAUAUAUGAUCAGUUGAUCCUAAGAGGUAGUACUGGAUUGGCUAGGAGAUUGGAGUUCUCCAUUUGAUCAUUGAACUAGCUGCAAGGUUGUAACAUUCCAUUGCUCGAUCUUCCAAUGCUGCAAAGGAACCUGCCAAAUCUCUCCCUCCAGAUCAGCCCGCCGGCCGCCUCGUCGGCUGCGUCUUCUGAGGCACCUGAGGUGGCGAAGCCUCUGCUGACAGAGCAAAACAUGGCGUCGUACGCUGAAGGAAGCGGCGAGGUAGGGUUGUUUGCAAACCCUAGCUCCGCCGCCGAGCCCCCAGGCCUGAGCCUGGGCCUCGGCACGCCGGCGCGUGGCGACGACGCCGGACGUCGGAGCCACCCGCACCCGCAGGGAUGCGCGUUCAAGCGCGCGGCCGCCAGGGCGUCCUUUCUGGGGUCGAAGCGGAGCGCCCGGGCGCCGCGGAUGCGGUGGACCACCGCGCUCCACGCGCGCUUCGUGCACGCCGUUGAGCUCCUCGGCGGCCAUGAGAGAGCGACGCCGAAGUCGGUGCUGGAGCUGAUGAACGUCAAGGAUCUGACGUUGGCGCAUGUCAAGAGCCACCUUCAGAUGUAUAGGACAGUGAAGAGCACGGACAGAUCGUUACACAUCGACACAGGAGAGGCGUUGCAGCUGCAGAGGACGGCGACAGGGGUGGAGGCGGCGGCAGGAGGUGGCGGUGGCGAUGCUGGAGGUGGGGUGGCACCAGUGCCAGCAGCAUGUGACGACAUGGUUGGGAUCUGCGGCUCUCCUGCGGCGGCCUCUGCGGCGACUACUUCCGCUGCUCAUUUCCUCUGUGCGCCAGCAGCAACUGCUCCACUGGCCGUAGUAUCGUCACCUCCUCCACCCAUUCCCCCGAGGAGGACUGACCACACAGCAGUGCUGGAAAAAGGUGUUGCACUUGUUGACUCGUUGCACCGGCGUCAGAAACAUAAUUAUUCACCGGUGCUUCAAGAUACUCAGGCAGCUCAAGAAGAGGUAAACGGUCACCUGGCAAUGGGACUGCAUGCGAGCGUCGAAGCGGUCGCCACAAACUGCACAAGCCUAGCGAGCUCCUCUCCUUCUCUCGCAAGUCUGGAGCUGCUGACGGACGACAUGUAUGCGCCGAACUUGGAGAUCUCCCUCGGGAGGCAGGACUGGAACAUGGAGCGUCCAAAAGACCUCAGCCUAAAAUACUUGUGAAAAAAUAAAUUUUCUAGAAUUGGUUUCGCUAACUAACCAUUGAUAAACCUAAUUAACCGAGUACUUGUAUGAUUUUUGGGUCCGAUUUACCUCCUAAACUGAAUCGAUUCUCUUCUUUUAUGAUAAAAUUGGCAGAUCUUGUACCAUAGUUUUGAAAAAAAAAAGAUAAACCACUGUGA